Prunus avium (sweet cherry) is the source of this 1480-nucleotide messenger RNA. RefSeq names its product putative WRKY transcription factor 7. NCBI's taxonomy places the organism in Eukaryota, Viridiplantae, Streptophyta, Magnoliopsida, Rosales, Rosaceae. Gene Ontology annotation, molecular function: DNA-binding transcription factor activity; sequence-specific DNA binding. Gene Ontology annotation, biological process: regulation of DNA-templated transcription. The record is from RefSeq and is a predicted model, not a curated record.
UCAUUUUGACCAUAGACGCAUUACAACAAACACUUCAUAGGCAACCCUUUAUCAACACCCCUUCUUCAAUUUCUUUUACGCUUUUCUUUCUGCUUUGGCUUUCUCUCUCUCUCUCUUAGCUUUUUUCUCUUUGGUUCUCUGUUUGGGCUCUUUUUCUCUUGUUAUGCUGAAGAGGGUCAGAGAUGGCUGUAGAUUUUAUGGGAUAUAGGAACAGCAGCUUCUCUGCGAAAUUGGAAGAGAACGCGGUGCAAGAAGCAGCUUCUGGGCUCGAGAGCGUUGAGAAGCUCAUUAGACUCUUGUCUCAGGCUCAGCAGAACCAGCACCAAGAUAAGUACCCUUCCAUGGUUAUGGACAUGGAUUGCAGAGCCGUCGCGGACGUCGCCGUUUCCAAGUUCAAGAAGGUCAUUUCUCUUCUGGGUCGUACCCGGACCGGCCAUGCCCGCUUCCGGCGAGCACCUUUGACUUUAACUUCUGGGUCUUCUUCUUCUUCUCAAAACCAAGCCCAAACCCAAGAGACCUUCGUCAAGCAAACUCCUUUAGAGUCCACCAAGGUUUACCAUGCGACGCCGAUCCAGCAGAUCCCGCCUCCUCUGCAUCAUCACAGUACUGUGCUUGAGAGCACCAAGGACUCCUCCACCACUAUAAAUUUCUCCUAUUCAGCUACGACUUCGUUUAUGUCGUCGUUGACUGGAGACUCAGACAGCAAGCAGCCAUUGUCAUCUUCGGCUUUUCAAAUUACCAACAUGUCCCAGGUGUCUUCAGCUGGAAAGCCACCGCUUUCGUCAGCUUCGUUGAAGAGGAAGUGCAGUUCUGAUAACUUGGGCUCUGGCAAGUGCGGUGCUGGGUCCUCCGGCCGCUGCCAUUGCUCUAAGAAGAGAAAGCUGAGAUUGAAAAGGGUUGUGAGAGUUCCAGCUAUAAGCUUAAAGAUGGCUGAUAUUCCACCUGAUGAUUACUCUUGGAGAAAGUAUGGACAGAAACCCAUUAAGGGAUCUCCACAUCCAAGGGGAUACUAUAAGUGCAGCAGUGUCAGAGGGUGCCCAGCUCGAAAACAUGUAGAGAGAGCUCUCGAUGAUCCAGCAAUGCUUGUAGUGACCUAUGAAGGCGAGCACAAUCACUCUCUCUCAGUUGCAGAGACCUCCAAUCUCAUUCUAGAAUCGUCUUAGAUCAUCAAAAAACAGAAACAACAAUGGUGCAAGAAAAAGCCUUUGUAUGUUCAUCUUUUUCUAGAGAGAGAAAUUAAUGGGUAGCAGAGCAGUACUAGUAGUAGUGCUAGUACUGACAGUAGUUACAGUUCCGGCUGGACUCGGACUUGGACUCCGACUCAGUAAAGACUCAGUUCCAUCUCGAAGGAGAUGAGAGUGAGUUAAAUUAGUUCAUUUUGCUGUACAAUAUGGGGUUCCUUUUUCUCUCUUCAAACACUGUGAAUUAAUCUUAUUCUUAUUUAAACCAGAAAGAAAUGAGGAUGGUGGAUUUGGUAUUA